Messenger RNA from Aphidius gifuensis, 2998 nucleotides. It is a transcript of the gene GTPBP1, whose product is annotated as GTP-binding protein 1. Gene Ontology annotation, biological process: translational elongation. The transcript is spliced from 5 exons. The record is from RefSeq and is a predicted model, not a curated record. Gene Ontology annotation, molecular function: translation elongation factor activity; GTP binding; GTPase activity. Lineage: Eukaryota; Metazoa; Arthropoda; Insecta; Hymenoptera; Braconidae. The coding region runs from base 473 to 2368 and encodes 631 amino acids.
AGACUAAAAUUUAUUUAGUGCUCUUUUUUUUUUUUUUUUAUUUAUUUAUUAUUAUUGUUGUUAUUAUAAUUCUGGCAAAUGAUAGCGAAGCGUAAUUACAUUUUUGAUAUUAAAUGUAUAUUUAAUCAGUGUUUAAGUGUCAUUUCGUCAAAGACAACACCGGUCAAUUGACAUUUCGAUAAUUAAAAUUGAAAAUUUUGCUGAUUUAUCAGACAAUUUAUUAUUUUUUUGAGAUCAAAAUAAAUUAAAUUUUUUAAAAAAUUAUUGUCAUUCAGUAAUGCGAUCAAGUGUAUCAACAAUAUACAGAAGAAAAUUUGGUUUUAAAUAUUGGAAGCUGAUAAUUGUUAACGUGUAAAUCAACAGCUGGAUAAUUCUAAAUUGAAAAACCUAAAAAUUUAUCAUUUAACAAAAAAAAAAAUAAAAUUAUAAAUUAAAAAGAGAAAAAGAGAGAGUUAUAAUUUAAUAGUUGAUAAUGUCAACAACUGAGCCGAUGAUGUCAACUGAGGAUGAAAUACCUCCGAGUCAAGAAACUCCAGUUGUUCCUGAUUUUUCCAGCAUCAGAGGAAAGGAUGUUCUUGUAAGUCCAUCUGAAGAACAGUAUGAGCUUUUAUUAAGAAGACUAAAAGAAAGAGUUCAGGAUGGUGGAUCUGAGACAAUUUUUGACAUUGGAAUUGGAGAAGAUGGUUCUGAAGAUGGUUUAAAACAAGAUGAAUAUGAUGCAUCAGUUGCAACACUUCAAUCACUUGCAUCAACACUUGAAGCUGAUUGUGUUCUUCUUCGUCAGAGUAAAGUUGAUAAAGGUUUAACUGGACAAUAUUUAGUUCGUCAACGUUUAGAUCAACAAGAUUUUUUGGAAAUUCGUGUUGCUGUUGUUGGUAAUGUUGAUGCUGGUAAAUCAACAUUACUUGGUGUAUUAACACAUGGUGAACUUGAUAAUGGACGUGGUCUUGCUAGACAAAAAUUAUUUAGACAUAAACAUGAAGCUGAAACUGGACGUACAAGUUCUGUUGGAAAUGAUAUAUUAGGUUUUGACAGUGUUGGUAAUGUUGUUAAUAAACCAGAACAUGGUUCACUUGAUUGGGUUAAAAUAUGUGAAAAAUCAUCAAAAGUUAUAACAUUUAUUGAUCUUGCUGGUCAUGAACGUUAUUUAAAAACAACUGUAUUUGGAAUGACUGGACAUGUACCAGAUUUUGGUAUGCUUAUGGUUGGUGCAAAUGCUGGAAUUGUUGGAAUGACUAAAGAACAUUUAGGUCUUGCAUUAGCUUUAUCUGUACCUGUAUUUGUUGUUGUAACUAAAAUUGACAUGUGUCCACCAAAUAUAUUACAAGAAAAUUUAAGAUUAUUAAUACGUAUAUUAAAAUCACCAGGUUGUAGAAAAGUACCAGUUAUUGUUAAAACACCAGAUGAUGUUGUUGUAAGUGCAACAAAUUUUGUAUCAGAACGUCUUUGUCCAAUAUUUCAAGUAUCAAAUGUUAAUGGUGAAAAUUUAAGUUUAUUAAAAAUGUUUUUAAAUUUAUUAACUGCUAAAAUAACAAGUCAUGAUAAUAAUGAACCAUCUGAAUUUCAAAUUGAUGAUACAUAUUCAGUACCAGGUGUUGGAACAGUUGUAUCUGGUACAACAUUAAAAGGUACUAUUAAAUUAAAUGAUGUAUUAUUACUUGGUCCAGAUCCACUUGGUCAUUUUAUACAAAUUGCUGUUAAAAGUAUACAUCGUAAAAGAAUGCCAGUAAAUGAAGUACGUGGUGGACAAACAGCAAGUUUUGCAUUAAAAAAAAUAAAACGUUCACAAAUAAGAAAAGGUAUGGUUAUGGUAUCACCAUUAUUAAAUCCACAAGCAUGCUGGGAAUUUGAAGGUGAAAUAUUAGUGUUACAUCAUCCAACAACAAUAUCAUCAAGAUAUCAAGCAAUGGUACAUUGUGGUUCUAUACGUCAAACAGCAUCAAUAUUAACAAUGUCACAAGAUUGUUUAAGAACUGGUGAUAAAGCACUUGUACAUUUUCGUUUUAUAAAACAUCCAGAAUAUAUUAAACCAGGACAAAGAAUGGUUUUUCGUGAAGGAAGAACAAAAGCUGUUGGUAAUGUUUUGAGAUUAAUUCCACAUUCAACACCUGGUAUAACACAAAAUUUAAGAUCUGGAAAAACAAAUAAAAGUGGACAAGGAAGACAAAAUCAUAUGACUGAUGGAACUGAGGGUAAUUCUAGCUUUGAUGGACAAGUAUCUAAACGUGAAAAUAUGCCACAAAAAUCAGGCUCUGGACCAGCAACUAAAAAAGGAAGAGGAAAAAAAAAUGGACGUCCUCAUAAUCCGGGAAAUUUUAAUUCAACUGUUCAACCACUUGCUGAACAAAAUCCACCAGCUAAAAACUAAAUUUUCAUUUUCUUUUUCAUUUUCUUUUCUAUGUGUACAAAAAAAAAGAGAAGAAACAAAGGGAUUAUUAAUCUAUCAUAAAUAUAUAUAUAUUUUUUUUCUUUUCAUUAAACUUAAUUAAAAUUUACAAUUAAAAAUUUAUUACGCGCACACUGGUGGAUAUCAAAAAUAAAAAAAAAAAAGUCAGUAUUUUUGUAAAAAAAAAAUACUUGAAGAAAAAAUUUAAUUAUAAGAAUAUUGUGAAAAACAUAUUUUGAAAACAAUUUAUAUUAUGUAUUUGUUAUUAUGACAACAAAAAAAAAUUGACAAAAUGAUUAUGAUCAUAAUUUUUUUCAUUUUUCAUUGAUUGAAAAUAUAUAUUUGGAUAAAAAAAAAAAACACAAAAUUUUUAAUUAUUAAAUUAAAAUAAAAAAAAAAUAAUAAAAUGGCUCUAAUGUUUACAUGAUUAUUUAAACAAUAAAUGUUAAAUAAUUUUUCUGCUAUUUAUGAUAAUUGUUCAGACUAAUAAUUAUAAGAAAAUAAAUGUGAUUUUAAUGAUGAAAUAUUUAAUGAUAAUGCAUCAAGUGUGAAAAAUAAAUAUAAAAAAUUCUGGAUUUACUUUGAAUAAAAAUAAAUAUGUAAUAAAAAUAG